AUGGAGGAGGUGGGUGCUGGGGCGCCGCUAGCCGUGGGCGAUGGAGGACGACCGGUGGGCCAGAGUGGGGCGGAAGGCGUCUCGGCGUGUCAGGAGAAAAUAAAUAAAUAUUUUCUUACUGAUCUUCUCCCCGACUCGGCCCGUGUCGCGUCGCCGCACGCGUGCGGCCAGACUAGCGACGUGGUGGCAGGUCCACGAGACGGUCUCCCUCCGCUUGCCCCCGCCUCGAGCCCUCGACUUCUCCCCUUCGUCUGCCUCACCGUAUCCCCGGCGGGCUCCGGUGCCGGCGACCAGCCGUUCCCGCUCGCCCUCAGCCUCGACGCCGCAACCGAGGCCCCCCGCGGCGCCAAGCCGAUGUUCCACGCGCAGCCAAAGCUAGGCGAGAGAGCCAUGGUGCCGCGGCCAAAGGUGCGGGCACGCUGUGGACAGGCGACAGAUUCCUACAGUAUCGCUGAGAGGCAGCAGAGGCUGCCGGAGUGGAAAGUGGGUGGUAGCUUCAUGAGCGCCAGCUCCAGAUUCAGUGGCAGCGUGGGCUUCGACGACGAUAACGGCCUUGCCACCUGCCGCGUGUUUUUUUUGGUUCUGGGUUGUAGAUCUCUAGUUCAGGGUGGAGGAGAAGGGCGGGAGCUGCAGCGGCAGUGCCGGGACGGACCAGCUGCCCAACACACCGCGCUCAAAGCACUCUGCCACCGAGCAGCUGUCACGCCCCGUUUUUCAGAAGAAUCAUCACGUGCAAUCUACAUGUACGUUAGAACCAGUUUUAUUAUACAUAUAAUGAUAUAUAAUUCUAUAUCGAACAAAACAAUUUUAUUGAAAUAAAUACUAGAGUUUACU
This is a messenger RNA of Phragmites australis (common reed), 834 nucleotides long. RefSeq lists its product as uncharacterized. Bases 1 to 819 code for a protein of 272 amino acids. NCBI's taxonomy places the organism in Eukaryota, Viridiplantae, Streptophyta, Magnoliopsida, Poales, Poaceae. The record is from RefSeq and is a predicted model, not a curated record. The transcript is spliced from 4 exons.